Molecule: messenger RNA, 1087 nt
Organism: Pelagomonas calceolata
Lineage: Eukaryota; Pelagophyceae; Pelagomonadales; Pelagomonadaceae
Source: the annotation of a GenBank genome assembly
UACUUAUUGCAACCCCGAGUGGUCAUGAGCCGAGUGGCAAUCGUAAGGCUGCUGCGGCGCCCAUAAGCUAAUAUUCGCCCAGCAAGCUCCCCGCAAUCUCCCCGCACGCCGGCCGACUCUGCCCGAGUUACAAGUAGAGCUAGGGGAUUGGAGGGCCGGCCAUCCCAUGGAUGGGGUGCUGGCCCACCGGAUGGACUCGCGAGGCAGCCCUGGCACCGCUGGAGGGGGCGCACCGCGCGUGACCAUACCUUCAUAAAGAGAGCAGUAAAUGUUGGCAUGAGGCUGCGGUGGAACCGUCGCUUCGCCUUCUUUCUCACUGCCACGCACGCUGCCUGGCACGAAUUGCAGCUGUCCAUCGACGGCGAGGCGCAGAGCCUCGGCAGCGACCUGAGCGAGGACGUCCACGAUCUGCACGCGCGGCUCGUGCGCGCGGAGCAGCGCUACGGCGGUUAUGUGGAGGUCGAACGGAACAAGAUAAGCGCAAAAGACGUGCGCGUACGAGGCGGGAACGUCGCGGCGACGCUCGAGGCCCUGAACGCCCGGUCUCGCAUGGUCGGCGGCGAUCGGAUGUCCACCGACAGGCACGGUUACGGAAAGCAUUACGCCACGGCUCUCCGAAAGGUCGUCGAUACCAAGCGAGCGCCGACUGUCGUCGAAGUCGGUAUUUUACGGGGGUCCGGACUGGCCACCUGGUCCGAGUUGUUCCCGAGCGGGCGCGUCGUCGGUUUGGACAUAGACCUGUCAUACGCCGCGGAGAACCUGUCAUUUCUCAAGGAAAAGGGUGCGUUCGCCGCAAGGGACGUUGAACUCUACGAGUUCGACGCGUACGCUCCCGACCCGGCCGCGCUCGCGGAAGUGUUCAAGGGCGACGUGAUCGACGUAUUCAUCGAUGACGGACCGCACACGGUCACGGCGAUUAUCCGCACGCUGAAUGCAAUCUAUCCUUAUUUAAGCGACGAGUGCGUUUGCUUCAUCGAAGAUAACGACAAGGUCCAUCACAACAUCGCUGCCCAGUUUCCCGACUUUCAAGUCGAGCCGCUCGGACAACUCACGAUUUUGCACAAGAAACAGUAAGUCAAGUCACAUG